Messenger RNA from Bombyx mandarina (wild silkworm), 2458 nucleotides. It is a transcript of the gene Pop1, whose product is annotated as POP1 ribonuclease P/MRP subunit. The record is from RefSeq and is a predicted model, not a curated record. Lineage: Eukaryota; Metazoa; Arthropoda; Insecta; Lepidoptera; Bombycidae. Gene Ontology annotation, biological process: tRNA 5'-leader removal. Gene Ontology annotation, cellular component: ribonuclease MRP complex; nucleolar ribonuclease P complex.
CCCAUAAUGUAAAGUUUAAAUGUUUAAACCAAAUAUACUUAUCUUAUUAAAGACACUAUUCAGUCCAUUCUAGAAUCUAAAGGUUCUCAAAUUAAAUCUAUUAAACUCAAUUUAUUACUACUAUCACGAUGGAAGCAGCAGAAUUCGACGCCACCCUGGGUGGCACGGAGCAGCUGCCGUUUUCGGCAAACAGCUUAAAAUUUGCCGCUUCUAGAAGUAUAGAAAUAGCAGCAAUGACGGAAAGUAUUCAACGAACGAACCAUAACAAACUUAUAUUUCAAAACCUACCCGUUCACAUGCGACGUCGUGUUAUGAGCCAUAAUAGUAAAAGACUUCCUAUAAAACUAAGAGAAGCUCAUACAAAGCAGUUUAAAAAUAAUGGGUUUGCUGUAAAGCAAAAACGACCUUCCAGGAAAUAUAGACGCCGUCCACAGAACCUAUUAGAUGAGUACAAUCGUCGACAGAAACGCCAUAAAUGGUUAGAGACGCAUAUAUGGCAUGCAAAAAGAUUUCACAUGAUAGAAAAGUGGGGUUACCGUUUAGCUUAUGCACCUUGUGAUAAAGCAUUUAGAGCUUGUUACCGAGCUACAUCUGCUCACUGUCUGUUACAAGACAUCUCUUAUGUCACUCCGAUAGAAAUAAAUGGUCCAGUAGAUACAAUUAAAGAACUGUUUAGUUCAAUAACCAGCCCUUCUUGUGGUCUUGGGUUGUGUGCUAAGGCAUAUAUUGAUGGUAAACGAGAAGGUUUGAUUCAUCUUUAUCAAAGUAACACAUAUCCUUUCGGAUACAUUGGUAAAUUAAAUUUUAUUUGGGUGCCACACAAAUGCAAGAAAACAUUAUGGUUAUUUGUUCAUCCUUCUCAAACUCAGGAAAUAGAAUCAAUAUUAACAAAUUUAAUAUAUUCAAACAAAAAUUAUGAUCCUGAAAUAACAAAAAAACGUAGGAAAUCCAGUGGCAUGGAUGAAAAUGUUAAGAUUAAAAUAAAAGCAGGAAUAUUUAACAGAUUUCGUUUAACUGGCCCUAAUAGCCAUGCUGUUCUAACACAUAGCCUAAAAUGUGUAGAAAGUGCUAAAAUUAAAAAUGAUGACUGGGCAAAGUCUUAUGAUGACCUUAACUUAGAGGAAAAAGAUGAAUACUGGGAAUCGCUGUCAACAUUGAAUUCACCAUCUCAAUUGCCUCCUAAGAUUAUUAUAGGAUUGAUUGUAAAGGAUCCACGGUUAAGUAGACCUUCAAAAAGAACAAAAGCAAUAAUAGAAACAGACACAUCAUUUGACUCAAACAUUGUUCUUAAUAUACCAUCAUAUGCAUCAUCCUCACCUUUAUGGGAUCUAAAUAUACAUGAAAAAUUAAAAAAGAAGAUAAUGUCUAAUGGAGAAUUUAUUCAACACUUGACUAAGACAAAAAUUGUUCCUGGAGAUAUAAAUGAGAAUGAUCCUGUUUUACAAAGUAUACCCAUUAUACUGAUACAAAGACCGGGGUCACAAGACUCAGAUUACAAGAAAAUAGGGUAUGGAAGCGGUUGGGAUAUCAUAGUUCCAGCUGGUUAUGGUUUACCUUUCUGGCUAACUUUUAAAAUGUUUGGUGGGAGGUCUGGGGGUCUUAGAGAGACUGAGAAUUUGGCCUUUGAGAUGGGGGAGUGCUACUUCCCUCCAGACUCUGCUGCGGGAAAACUAGAAGAGAAAAGAAUAGAGAAUGAACUGAAAGAAAAAUACUUUCGUCUGCCACCUAGCAAAAGAGUAAAUUAUAUAAAAUUAGGUAUUAACAGCCCUUUUAUUUGCCCUUGGGAUUUGUUAUUGAAAGAUUGGUGUGAAGAACACAUUUAUGACUUCUUUGUGUUGCGAGAUAGACAGUUAUUGAAUCAAAUACAGGAUUCUAUAGACAGGAAAAAACUAAUGCCAGAAAUUGAAAACUCAAACUCAUGCCUCAUCCCUGUAUACUUGACUCUGAAAUCGAGAGGAAAUUUAAAACGGCAUGCUUUGAUUUGUUUACCCGAAGUUACUGACGCCUCUAAUAUAAAAACAUUAUUUGAACCACAUCAUGAAGAUCCAAAUGAAAAACAUAGAAAACAAAAAAGGAAAGAACACCUUAAAGAAUUAAAGAAAUCCAGAAAGAAUCGAGUAAAACUGAAAAAACAGGGUCACGCCAGCAAUGUUACUAAAAGAACAAACGAGCCUUCUGAAUAUGUGAAAAAUAUGCGUCAAUUGUGGUUACCAUCAAAAAUUGAUAGUGUGCGUUUUAUUGGAACACGGCAAGUUUUAGGUUACUUGUCAAUGGGAGCUCUUAGCUUUUCGGAAGCUCGAAGUUGUGGUAUUGGAUAUGUGGCGUACAAUGCCCUUUCCGAAUUAUUAAAAAUGGAACAAAAUCGAGUAUUGGUUCGCAAUGUCUCAUCACGCAAAUAUUGGUUAGCAAAUAUUCAGACAGUAAAGAAUGUUUAAAUAAAAAUUACCAUUAAAAAUAU